Molecule: messenger RNA, 1254 nt
Organism: Candidula unifasciata
Lineage: Eukaryota; Metazoa; Mollusca; Gastropoda; Stylommatophora; Geomitridae
Source: the annotation of a GenBank genome assembly
AUGAGUACUUUCGUUGAGAAAAUGUCUGUAGAUGGGGCUCGAGACAUCAAUAGUUUCUUUUCUUCACGAGUGGGCUUCGGGGAACCCCCUCCCACAGCUACAUCUUCGUUGUUGACGUUCGCGGACAUGGUGCUGGCCUUAGACCGACAGAAUAUCUGUGGGGAUUUACAGUUUCAGUCGUCGGGGGUGGAUGUCAGCACUGGAAGUGAUCAUACUUAUGCCUCAAAUGGGUUUACUCGCACUACACGGUCGCAGACAGCGAAGGUGGUUGCUCAUUUGUCGGGUCAUUUGUCAGGAUGUGAAGAUAAAGAGAAACUGAAAGUUCCAGUGGAAAAUGGAGACGAUGUGACUAAAGCCUUUAGUAAGGGUAGUUGUUUGUCGCACAAUAACACGACCUCUUCUGCUCAAACGGAUUCACAUAACUUGAAGAUUAAACGGUGUUUAUCUGUGGAGAAGAUGUGUGGUGGUGACACAGCUAAUCUGAAAGUUUGUGAAUGGCCCGAGGUUGUCUCCAAACACUCGCCCAAAAAGUCGUCAUCGUUUGAAGAGGUCAACUGUGGUAACAGACAGUCGUGCAUGAAGUCUUCAAAGUCAACAGAACACGUACAGAAAACUGGUGUUUCUCACACAUUGCAUCGAGUUAUCAACAACACGCUAGAGUUUCCCUGCUGGCCUAGGAAAGCUGAUCAUACGUAUGCCACUGCCACCUGGGAUGGGACAGCAUCUAGUCACAGUCUGUUUGAACAAGAGCUUCACCGGGACUCAGCAAAGCAACAUAUAAUAGAAGAUCAAGAAAUGGAAGACACUGAGGACUGCAUAUUACAGAAUCAGUGUCCACGUCUGGGCACAACUUCAGAACAGCAACUCUCGAACUUUCCUGGUCUUGCUCAAAAAGAUGAUCACACUUAUGUCAAAUCAAAAGUUCCAGACUUUAAUUCUCCUGGGAGUAUUGAUAUAGAAGCAUUUAGUUUAGUCACAGAGGGUGAUGCUAAUAGAACACCGGUUUUCUCAUCAGCAACCUUCCCCAGACAGAAGAUGCGAGAGGACCACACUUACUUUCACAGCGGUUUGUCCAGAAAAAACAGCAGUGGCGUUGGGAGACGAGAGUGGGCUAGCACACAGACUGUUGCAGCAGCUGCCACUAAUCUUCAGCUGGCACAUGAUGUACAAGUGGAAGAAGCCUACAGAAAUUUGAACUCAUUUUCACAGAGUGCUUCUGCAAAGAAAGAUCAUAACUAUUCCACUUCUGCUUGA